AUGACUUCAUUUGGCCUAGACGAGCUAGAAAGGGCACAGAACACGAACAUUCGGCUAGCCAAGGAGUCACUAGCCCGACUUGGCAAGCCUGAUCCUGAUUGGGAGAUCGACUUGGAUCCGAGUGGCUCUGAGGACGACGACUUCGAUGCCCAGGAGGAAUCGAGACAUGGCGUCAAUAUAAUUGUACCGACUGAUUCCAAAUCAAAAACUGACUCAUCUAAGACACCAUCAACUCGGACUCAGCAAGUUAUUCGGCCGAUAGACAGGUCAGUUGAUACGGCGCUGCAUGAUGCCACUACAACUGAACGCUCCACGGAGCAAUUGGGUGUAGCCGAACAAAUUACUGGUGAAUUAGAACCGGAAGAAUGCACAGAGAAUCCUUUUCCUGCCAGCAUGCGUCAUUCAAGCGAUGAAAGGGACGCUGAAUGGCUUGCAGCUAGACGUGGAAAGCGUGAGCAGGCCCUGCAAGCUCGUCUUCGUGCUUCAUUUAAGCCGACCCGGGGCAAAGUUGCAACCACCACAGUUGUGCCUGAGAAUGUACAUGCACCCCGGGGCGCUGAGACUACAAUGCCACUUAUGCGCUCAACUCAUCCGAUUAAGACUGAUCCUAUAACCAUGCCUGACCUCGAAUCUGAGUUGCCUCGGAAGCAUACAGUUGAGGGAGAAAAACAACUGGUACAUGAGACAAUGCCAAGCGAUGAUAUUCAAGACUUGAAAGAUAGUCAGAAGUUUGGUAAAGUAACCAAACGUGAAGAGACGGUUAGGAGCCCAGUUCAGGGCUCUGAUUUGAUAAAGACUGUGUCGGGGCAGAAGAUCAAAAGACGACCUAUGGAGCAGAUUGAUGAUAGUUCGGCCAAGCUGAAGAAGCAUAAAGCGGAGCCUGGAUAUUUAGAAAGUUCACACGAAACCUUAACUUCGAGUUCCACUGGAAAAAGAGGAAUGACACAAGGAAAAUUGCAAGAUGCGCAAAAACAGGCCCUUGAAAUUUUGCACAUAACCAAGGAUAGCUUUAAGGAAGAAAAUAAAAGGUUUGUAGAAAGUGAUGAGCAGCUGGUCGAAGACUCAUCAGUUUCCGAAGAUGAAGGUACAAGUGCCCCUCAGCUGGAUUCCCUUCGAAUUGGCUCCAUUAGUAGUCUCUCGGAAGAAAUACCCAACCUUGAACUGACACGAAAGUUGGCCCUACACUUGUCGAAACCCAAGGUAGGCAGAGCAAUGCAUUUAUAUAAACGUCAUGUUAUAAGUUACUAA
Messenger RNA from Protopolystoma xenopodis, 1248 nucleotides. The record is from the annotation of a GenBank genome assembly. Lineage: Eukaryota; Metazoa; Platyhelminthes; Monogenea; Polystomatidea; Polystomatidae.